UUUCAUUUUCCUGUUGAAAACAUUGUCUGUUUAAUGCCAUUAACUACUCAUUUUUAUGGGCCUUGAUUUCUUGCUCCGUUUUUGUUGGGGAUGUCUUCAGGUUUAGCUUUAAAUUUGUAAUCUUUAUGGAUUUAUUGCUUUGCGAUUUUGCCUGGUUCUUUGAUUCGGAUUGUUAGGGAUAUGGUAUACCUUUCUUCCAGCUUAUUAUCGUUGAGGAUGAUUCGCUCCUUCCCUAUUCUUUAAUCUGGGUCAGUGCGAGACGAUUUUCUCCCUUAAAAAAACUCAAAGCUGCUUCCUUUCUUUUCAAAAACCAUUGCAUAUGAUGUAAGGUGGGGCGGAUAAAGGGAUUUCUGCAAAUCCUUCUGUUUCUGUUGUUCCUAUUCUUGAUCUAUCAUGUUUUUUGAGCCUUUAGUUGGUGUUUGGUGAAUUAAGUUCCUCUUGGGUCAUUCUGUACCUCUGGUUCUUCCUUUACAUGUUUCUCUCUUGACUACAUGGAUCCCCUUCUUGUCCUUCUGUAAAUGGAAGUUCUUUCUUCGUUUUCUUGAUAAUGUGGUUUCCAACGAUAUGAUGGUCGAUCUUUCUAGUACAUUGUUUCUGGCUUGAAGAAAGAUACAGAUGGAUGGAAGCGAGAUCCGGUGCUGGGACGAGCUAAUACCAGAUGCACUCGGGUUAAUCUUCAGCAAUCUAUCUCUCAAGGAUAAAUUAACUGUGAUUCCGAGGAUUUGCAAAUCAUGGAGGAAAGCAGUAAUGGGGCCUUACUGCUGGCAAGAGAUCGACAUUGAGGAGUGGAGCUGCCGAAGACAGCCUGAGGAGCUGGAUCGAAUGCUUCAAAUGUUGAUCACCAGAAGCUCUGGUUCUCCCCGGAAGCUCUGCGUCUGUGAUAUACCCAACGACGCCAUAUUCUCCUUCAUCGCAGACCAUGCUGGUUCCCUUCAGACCUUGCAGCUGCCAAGAAGCAAGAUUAGUGAUUCAAUAGUGGAACAGGUUGCAGGGAAAAUGUCUGCCAUCACUGUCUUGGACCUUACCUACUGUGGUAAGAUUGGUGCCCGUGCUCUGGAAGCAUUUGGCAAGAACUGCAAAUUGCUUGUAGGCUUGAGAAGGAAUAUGCACCCAUCGGAUGUUGGAUUAUAUAAGUUUUGCCAGGACGAUGAAGCCCACGCCAUUGCAGCCACAAUGCCCAAGCUCAAGCACCUUGAGAUAGCCUACAUGCUCAUCACAACUGAAGGGAUCCUUGACAUUCUUUCAGGCUGCCGAGAACUCGAAUCCUUGGAUGUGAGAGGUUGCUGGAAUGUGAAACUUGAUGAGAAGUUCCUCGAUGAGAAAUGCUCUGGUUUGAAGGUUUUAGGCCCUUCAAUCAUGGAUUCUUUGGAUGAUAGCUCUGAUUACUCGGAUUCUUCGGGUUACUCUGCCUGGAUGUUUAGUACUGAUCAACUGUAUGAUGGUGAGAGCUCUGAUGGGGUUUGGGACGACGAGCAGAGGCUUGAGGAGCUGGAGCUGAGGUUCUAUGAAGGGUUUGAUGAGGAAGAUGAUUAUGGCGAAGAGUUUGAGUAGUCCCUGUAUCCAUUAGUUUCAGCUUGGAAGAGUGUUUGAUGUCUGGGUCUGGAAACUGGAUCAAUAGAUUUUACCUUGAACUUUUUUUACUGGUGUUGUUACUACUGUUUUAGGUGCGACCCUUGGCAUGGAAAUUGGAAUGGAACAUUUCUUAGGCUUUGGGGAUUUGUAUAUGUUCCUAGAACAGUAAAAGGUUGUGGGGUUUGUAUCUUUUUCAUUCCUUGAAAACAAUGACAACUCCAUUCUCCCAUCUCCA
Molecule: messenger RNA, 1807 nt
Organism: Telopea speciosissima
Lineage: Eukaryota; Viridiplantae; Streptophyta; Magnoliopsida; Proteales; Proteaceae
Product: F-box protein FBW2-like
Exons: 3
Coding region: 616-1551 (311 amino acids)
Molecular function (GO): protein binding
Source: RefSeq, a predicted model, not a curated record